Molecule: messenger RNA, 5250 nt
Organism: Quercus robur (English oak)
Lineage: Eukaryota; Viridiplantae; Streptophyta; Magnoliopsida; Fagales; Fagaceae
Product: receptor-like serine/threonine-protein kinase SD1-8
Exons: 15
Coding region: 194-5107 (1637 amino acids)
Biological process (GO): protein phosphorylation; recognition of pollen
Molecular function (GO): ATP binding; protein serine/threonine kinase activity
Source: RefSeq, a predicted model, not a curated record
GAAAAUUUCAACUCGUGAGUCACUUUUAUAGUAGGUUCCUUCAUUUUGUAACACAAGAAGAACUGUCUUCUUUUCCGGAAGACAUGCGUCCAAGUCACUGCCGUGUCGUACAGGGUUUAUGCCUUUCUAAUGGUCCUAGAGGCCUAUCUUGAACUUUUGUAUAGGAACCAAAGAGGUCAAGAACUAGGAAUCAAUGGGCCUUCUUUCUUCUAUUCUUGUCGUUGCAAAUUUACUCUGUUUCUUGUUUAAAAUCUGCUAUGGUGUAGACAGCAUAUCUCCAUCCCAACCUUUAAGCGACGGUAACAUCAUAGUGUCCAGAGAAGGAAAAUUUGUACUCGGUUUCUUCAGUCCUGGAAGUUCCAAGAAUCGUUACCUGGGAAUUUGGUACCAGAGCAUCCCAGUUCAAACUGUUGUUUGGGUUGCAAACAGAGUUAGCCCAAUCAACGAUUCAUCUGGGAUUUUGAUGAUAAACAGCACUGGAAAUCUUAACCUCAUUCACAAUGAUUCGGUUGUUUGGUCAGCAAGCACUUUGAAAGAAGCUCAGAGUCCAUUGUUACAGCUCUUGGAUACCGGGAAUCUUGUGGUAACAGAUGGCAAUUCAGGAGACUAUUUGUGGCAAAGCUUUGACUACCCAUCUGAUACAAUUUUAGCAGGAAUGAAACAUGGUUGGGAUUUAAAGAGACGUCUCAACAGGCGCUUAAUUGCAUGGAAGAACUGGGAUGACCCAUCUCCUGGAAACUUUAUUUUUGAGAUGACACUUCAUAACUACCCGGAAGCUUAUUUGUGGCAAGGCUCAACUAUAUACUUCCGUACUGGUCCUUGGAAUGGCUAUGGCUUCAGUGGUUCACCUGGACUAAAGUCAAAUCCAGUGUUUGCCUUCGAAUUUGUGUACAAUCAAGAUGAGAUCUACUUCAUGUAUACCCUCAAACAGGCACUCCUUUCAAGAGCACUUCCCAACCAAACUAACUCUAUGUUUCAACGCUUCACAUGGACAGAACAAAGUUGGAAGCUUUAUUCAUCUCUGCCUAUAGACCGCUGUGAUACCUAUGCCCUUUGUGGGGUUUAUGCAAGGUGUCUUGUUACUGACUCUCCGGUCUGUCAAUGUUUGAAGGGAUUCAAACCGAAGUCGGAAAAAGGAUGGGAUUCAAUGGAUUGGUCCCAAGGAUGUGUACGUAGUAAACCAUUGAGCUGCGAGGAUAAAAGUACACAUGGGUUUCUUACAUUUCCUGGAUUGAAACUCCCAGAUACCACACACUCGUGGGUAAACACAAGUAUGAAUCUGAAGGAAUGCAGGGCAGAAUGCUUGAAUAACUGUUCUUGUAUGGCUUAUACAAACUCAGAUAUCAAAGAAGGUACUGGCUGCGCUAUCUGGUUUGGUGAUUUAGUAGAUAUUAAACAGUUUCCAGCUGGUGGACAGGAUCUAUACAUUCGAAUGCACCCUUCAGAACUAGGUAUGGAAGAUGGUCAUAAGAAGAAGAUAACAGUGCUAGUUGUGUGUUCCGUUGUGAUAGCUUCUGGAAUGCUCUUAGCUAGCUAUUUGAUUUUUAGAAUCAGGAAAAACUUAAAAGAGAAAAUGGAGAGAAGUAGAACAACGGGUCAUAGCAGCAGGGGUAAAGAAGAAGAUAUGGAGCUUCCAAUGUUCGACCUGUCCACAAUUUCUAGAGCCACUGAUGACUUCUCACUUAACAACAAACUUGGAGAAGGUGGUUUUGGACCAGUAUACAAGGGUGUACUAGAUGGACAAGAAAUUGCUGUAAAGAGGCUUUCUAGGAGUUCAGGACAAGGACAGAACGAAUUCAAAAAUGAAGUUAUACUGAUUGCAAAACUUCAGCAUCGAAAUCUUGUUAAGCUUCUUGGUUGUUGCAUUGAGGGAGAAGAGAAGAUGCUGGUGUAUGAAUACAUGCCAAAUAAGAGCCUGGACUUUUUCAUUUUUGAUGAAACAAAAGGUAAAGUUGUGGAUUGGUCCAAGCGCUUCCAAAUCAUAUGUGGGAUUGCUAGGGGGCUUCUCUAUCUCCACCAAGAUUCUAGAUUGAGGAUUGUACAUAGAGAUCUCAAGGCAAGUAACAUUUUACUUGACAGUGAGAUGAAUCCCAAAAUAUCAGAUUUUGGCAUGGCUAGAAUAUUUGGGGGGGAUCAGACAGAAGGAAACACAAACAGAGUGGUUGGGACUUAUGGUUAUAUGGCACCAGAGUAUGCAUUUGAUGGACUCUACUCAACAAAAUCUGACGUUUUUAGCUUUGGAAUCUUGUUGAUGGAGAUAGUAAGUGGAAAGAAAUCUAGAGGGCUGUAUCACCAAGACCAAAAAGGGAACCUUAUAGGACAUGCAUGGAGACUAUGGAAAGAAGGCAGGCCUUUGGAGCUGAUGGACGCUUGCUUGACCGACUCAAACAACCUCUCAGAAGUGUUGCGCUGUAUCCAUGUUAGUCUCCUAUGUGUGCAGCAACGUGCUGACGAUAGGCCGAGCUUGUCAACUGUUCUUUUAAUGUUGGGUAGUGAAAGUGUAUUGCCGCAGCCCAAAGAACCUGGUUUCUUCAUAGAUAAGGGGCCACAUGAUGCAAAUUCUUCAUCAAGUAAGAAUGAAUCAUCCUCAACCAACGAAGUAACCAUUACAUUACUAGACCCUCGAGAGAGAGCAAUAGAGAUGAAUUCUUUUAUGUUUCAGGUUACCAUCUUACUUCUUCUAUUCUCUUCUUGCACCAAUGCAGCAGAUAGCAUUACUCAAUCCCAGACAGUCAGUGAGGGCAGGACAUUGGUUUCCGCAGGUGGAAGCUUUGAAUUGGGUUUCUUCAGUCCAGGUAGUUCCAACAACCGUUACUUGGGAAUAUGGUACAAGAAUAUCCCAGUUACAACAGUUGUUUGGGUAGCAAACCGAAGCAACCCAAUCAAAGACUUGUCUGGUGUGUUGAUGAUAAACAGCACAGGCAAUCUUGUUAUUCUUAGCCACAAUACUAGUAUUGUUUGGUACGCGAAUUCAACAAAACAGGCUUCAAAUCCAGUAGUACAGCUUUUGGAUACUGGGAAUUUAGUACUAAGAGAUGGGAAUGAUGGAAAUUCAGGAAACUAUUUGUGGCAAAGCUUUGAUUAUCCUUCUGAUACAUUGUUACCAGGAAUGAGGGUUGGAUGGGACUUGAAAUCCGGUCUUGACCGGACUUUAUCAGCAUGGAAGAACUGGGAUGAUCCAUCUCCUGGAGACUUUACCUGGGGAAUAGAACUUCAUGACAAUCCUGAAGCAGUUAUGUGGAAAGGCUCGGUGGUGUACUACAGGAGUGGCCCGUGGAAUGGCCUUAGAUUCAGUGGUGCACCGGAUUUAAGGCCCAACCCUGUUUUCGAGUUCAAUUUUGUCUCGAAUGAGAACGAGGCUUACUAUGAGUACCACCCCAUAGAUAAAUCAAUAAUCUCAAGAAUGGUUAUGAACCAAACCAACUAUUCCCGUCAACGCUUUAUUUGGGUUGAAGCAGAUUCAACUUGGAGCCUGUAUGCAUCUGUGCCUAGAGACAAUUGUGACAGCUACAACCUCUGUGGUGCCUAUGGAAAUUGUAUCAUUGGUGAUUCACCAAUCUGUCAGUGUAUGAAAGGAUUCCUGCCUAAAUCACAAGAAACAUGGAACCCAAUGAACUGGUCUCAAGGAUGCGUACGCAGGACUCAAUUGAGUUGCCAAGAUAAAGAUAAAGAUGGGUUUCUUAAAUUUGGUGGGCUCAAGUUGCCAGAUGCUACAAACUCUUGGGUGAGCAAAAAUAUGAGUCUUGAAGAAUGCAGGAUCAAAUGCUUGAACAAUUGCUCAUGUAUGGCUUAUACAAAUUCGGAUAUCAGAGGAAGAGGCAGUGGCUGUGCCAUCUGGUAUGGUGAUCUAACUAAUAUCAGACAACUUUCAGAUGGUGGGCAGGAUCUAUAUGUUCGAAUGCCUGCUUCAGAGUUAGGAGAGGCCAAAACGGAGCAAAAGACAAGGGUUAUAGUGAUAGUUGUAGUUGCACUUGUCGCUGCCAUAGUUUCUGGGAUGUUCAUAACUGCCUACAUCACUUGCAAAAGCAGGACAAAGUUCAGAGAAAAAAUGGAGAACAGUGUGAUCAUAGAUCGGAGCAUUGGAAGCCAAAAAGAAGAGUUGGAUCUCCCAUUCUUCGACCUAGCUACAAUUGAAAAAUCCACUGACAAAUUUUCAAGCAAAUACAAGCUUGGGGAAGGUGGAUUUGGACCUGUAUACAAGGGUACACUAACAGAUGGACAAGAGAUUGCUGUAAAGAGGCUUUCACAAAGUUCUGGGCAAGGAUUGAAUGAGUUCAUAAAUGAAGUACUAUUGAUUGCCAAACUUCAGCAUCGAAAUCUUGUUAGGCUUCUUGGUUGUUGCAUUGAAGGAGAGGAGAAAAUGCUAAUCUAUGAAUAUAUGGCCAACAAAAGUCUAGAUUCCUUCAUUUUUGAUGAAGAAAGAGGCAAAAUUCUACCAUGGUCUAAGCGGUUCCACAUUAUUAAUGGCAUUGCUAGGGGGCUUCUUUAUCUUCAUGAAGAUUCCAGACUAAGGAUUAUACACAGAGAUCUUAAAGCAAGUAAUGUGUUACUUGAUAGUGAGAUGAACCCAAAAAUAUCAGAUUUCGGUUUGGCUAGAACCUUUGAGAAAAAUCAAACUGAAGGAAACACAAAUAGAGUAGUUGGAACUUAUGGAUACAUGGCACCUGAGUAUGCCAUUGAUGGGCUUUUCUCAAUAAAGUCUGAUGUUUUUAGCUUUGGGAUAUUAUUGCUAGAGAUAGUAAGUGGAAAGAAGAAUAGAGGGUUUUUCCAUCCAAACCAUAGUCUUAAUCUCAUUGGACAUGCAUGGAAAUUAUGGAGAGAAGGUAGGCCUUUGGAACUAAUUGAUAUGUGCUUUGACGACUCUUGCACUCUACCGGAGAUGUUGCGUUGCAUCCAUGUUAGUCUCUUAUGUGUGCAACAGCAUCCUAAGGAUAGGCCUAACAUGUCAUCUGUGGUUAUGAUGUUAGGCAGCGAAAGUUUACUAUCUGAACCUAAAGAACCUGGUUUUCUUAUUGGAAAAAAUUCACUUGAUGCAGAUUCAUCAUUGAGCAAGCAUCAAUCAUCUUCAACCAAUGAGAUGUCUAUUACACUACUAGAGGCUCGAUAAAGGAUCAUUCUAUUAUAUGUGUCAACAAUAUUGUUCACUAUACUUUUAGUAACUUAGUAUUCUAGUAUUCCAAUACUCGAGUAUGUUGUGUUAAUCUUCUUUGACACUAGAAUUUUAUGAUUCAUUUUGCACUAGUUAAGAAA